Messenger RNA from Triplophysa dalaica, 5275 nucleotides. RefSeq names its product kinesin family member 16Bb (gene kif16bb). Gene Ontology annotation, biological process: microtubule-based movement. The record is from RefSeq and is a predicted model, not a curated record. Gene Ontology annotation, molecular function: microtubule binding; ATP binding; microtubule motor activity. Lineage: Eukaryota; Metazoa; Chordata; Actinopteri; Cypriniformes; Nemacheilidae. Bases 161 to 4129 code for a protein of 1322 amino acids. The transcript has 19 exons.
UGCAGUGCACAUUUCAGUUUGUACUCAUGGUGAAGAGAUAUGCUUUACAGAACAGGUGAGCACCGAUUUAAAGGUGCAGUGGUUUAUGAAAGCGCAUGACAUAAAUUAUAGUUACAUUGCAAAAUAAAUGUAAAGUAAAGUCAAGCAGGUAAAGGUGCUCAUGGCGUCUGUACGCGUUGCUGUCCGGGUCCGUCCAUUAAACCAAAGGGAGAAGGACCUGUCAGCCAACGUCAUUAUACAAGUGAAUGAAAAUCAAACCUCUAUUCUCAACCCCAAGGAGAACAUAUACAGCCUGACUGGAGAAGCGUUUGGUGAGAGAGUGAAGUCUUUCUCAUAUGAUUUUUCCUAUGACUCAAUGAACAGCAGGAGUGUGAAUUUUGUGAACCAGGAGAAGAUAUUCAAAGACCUGGGCACUGAUGUGCUACAAGCCGCUUUUGAGGGCUACAAUGCCUGUGUUUUUGCCUACGGCCAGACGGGCUCAGGAAAGUCCUACACUAUGAUGGGCGACCCGGACGAUUACGGACUGAUUCCACGAAUCUGUGAGGGAUUGUUCCAUCACACAAGUGGAAUGUUACAAAGAGACAAGGCAUCAUUUCACAUGGAGGUCAGCUACUUUGAAAUCUACAAGGAGCGGGUUCGAGAUCUCCUACCCAGCACAGACACACAAGGAUGCGACCUGAGAGUGAGGGAACAUCCCAUAGAUGGACCGUAUGUAGAGGCCCUGUCCAGACACCAGGUGCAGAGUUACACUGAGGUUGACCAGCUGAUGGAGGAGGGCAACAGGAGGCGUGUCACUGCCAGCACGGGCAUGAACCACGUCAGCAGUCGAUCCCACGCCAUCUUCACCAUCCACUUCAUCAAGGCCCUGUUUGACGUAGAAUCACCGAGCGAAACAGUGAGUAAGAUACACCUGGUUGACCUGGCAGGAAGUGAAAGAGCAGAUGCCACACAAGCUACUGGCAGUAGAUUGAAGGAGGGUAUCAACAUCAACAGAUCGCUGGUCACCCUGGGCAUUGUCAUCUCUACUUUAGCUGAUCUUUCUGUUGGUGGUGGAAUGAAAAGGAAACACAGCUUUGUUCCAUAUCGAGAUUCUGUGCUCACCUGGCUGCUUAAGGACAGUCUUGGCGGAAACUCCAAAACCAUCAUGAUAGCCACCAUCUCACCUGCUGAUGUGAACUACAGCGAGACUUUAAACACUCUUCGGUAUGCCAGCCGAGCUAAAAACAUCGUAAACAAGCCCACAGUGAAUGAGGACAGAAGUGUAAAAAUUAUCAGAGAGCUGCAAGCUGAAAUUUCUCGCCUGAAAGCGUUGAUGUCAACAGGAGAGCAGUUCUCAUCCUAUCAGACUGCAUCAUUAGACCCGCCUUCAGGGUCAAGUGUGGAGGAGAAACUUCAUCAAGAUGAAGCUAGAGUGCAGGAGCUGACAAAACAGUGGGCUAGUCGUUGGACCGAAAUCCAAAAUAUUCUUGGGGAAGAUACGGUAGCUCUCAGAAAAGAGGGUAUCGGAGUAGUUAUUGAUUCCCAAAUGCCGUAUUUGAUCUGCAUUGAUGAGGAUCUCCUGAGCACAGGGGUCGUCCUCUAUCACUUAAAGGAGGGCAGAACUUCAGUAGGUGCUGGAGGAACGGAGUCGGAGCAGGAUAUCGUUCUCUAUGGUGAAGCUCUUCAGAGGGAACACUGUGUGUUUGAGAACCAGAGAGGGUCUGUCACACUCCUGCCGCUCCCAGGAGCCAUGUGUGCAAUCAGUGGGGUGGAGGUGACUCAGCCCUGCCUCCUGACCCAGGGAAUGAGCAUUCAACUUGGAAAGACCACCAUGUUUCAUUUCAACCAUCCUCAAGAAGCUGCCCAGCUACGGGAGAAGCGCAAGUCUGGAUUCUUUACAUCGGGUAACUACAUCACGUCCGAGUUCUCAGAGAACUCUUUCAGUCAUUGUAGCUCACAUAAUGUUUUCGUCCAAGCUGAAGAUGACCCAGAAGCUUUAAAAAGCAGCUGCCUGCAGGAUGUCUCUGGAGAGGGUCUGAGGACAUUUUCCGCAUCUCUUGCCUCUUCCGACAUAUUCUGUCCCCAACAUAAGAUAGAUGAUAGUUUCAAUAGAUGGGAACCUUCAACAUCUCUACAUAUUCCUAACACACCCAGGGCACUCGCAGAACACUAUGCCACUAACAAUCAAGAAAGAGGUUCCCAAAGCCCAGGAAAGGAGCUUCAUACAAAUGUCAACUUCCAGGGGGAGAAGCGGCACUCAGCCUCUCAUAAAUCAGAAACUGAAGUUGCGUCAGUGGACGUGACAGAUAAGGAGCUGGAGGGGGAGGAAACGGGGGUGAAUGGAGGUCUCUGGGAUUCCGGUGCACCCAAGGAGUGCAGUAACGGGACCUCUGGGUUCUGCAAUGUCGAGCAGCGGUGUCUUUGGCACCCGGUCACAGGUUCAGAAGGGAGCUUGUUAGCUGAAGAAUCCCAUGCACAGAGUAGACAAUUGUCCACAGGAGGAGGAGCAGCUCUUAUCCCUAGUUUGACUAGCUUGGAGCCCUUUUCUCAAAGACAUAGCCCAUCCAGCACACUUACCAUAGGGGGCCAAUUUAGCGAGCACUUUUUAUCCAGAACAUCGGUUGAGAGCCAAGUAGCCAAAGCCCAUCCGGAGGGAAGAAGGUUCGGCACUAGUCUGGGGAGCUUUGUAGGUAGAGUGUCCUGGAUCUUGGCGGACGCAGGACGUGUGCUCACAAAUUCUUUGAAGGAAACUGGUGGUACAGGAGGAGGCUGGUACAACCAAAUGUGCUCACUGGUAAAGGAUCUACCCAUUGUACAAAACAUCCAGUUUGAAUUGACUCUAAGACAACAAGCAAACUCUGAGGCAACCCAGUUUCAGUUCAGUCCGUCCCUUGAGACUCAUAGGAAACAAAAUGUAGUCUUGCCUUUCAAACAAGAUGUGUCAAUAUUCAAUACAGAUACAAUGAAAAGCUCUCUUAAAGCGACUCAGACAAACGGUUCAGUGACCAUCCAAAAAAGUGAGGGACUAAAGCUGUGUUGCCAAAGGCUCCAACCAGUUCCUGAAUCACUGCUCCUUCUCCAGAACCUUCCACCUCAGCAGCUUCUCUCCUGCCUACACAGUGUCAUUCCCGCUGACCUCCUCAUGAAAGAGACGGUGUUAGCUUUAUAUUGGCUCAGUGUUGGCGGUUGCUCUCAACCUGACCCACAGCCUGCUGUUAUUGUCCUCCUCCAGACUCAGCUUUUGGUUAUAAGUUUUAACUCGUUGCCCGAUAUGUCCAGUUCCACACAUUCUUUAGAUAGUUUUCUACAGUUAGCCUUUCAGCAACUGUUGGAGAUUCAUAUAGGUUUUGCUGGACAAACUGUAAGACUGACCGGUAAAACUGAGAGCAGUAUACUCACCUUGUAUACCUAUAAUGCAGACUUGACCCAAGAACUCUGCCGAACCCUACUCGAGGCCGUUUGUCCGUUUGAGAAAGUUGCACUAGACCAUCCACUCCUGUCAAAUGACAUAGUACGCUUGUCCUUUGACUGGGACUGCCAUAUUAAGGAUUUGCUCCUACCCUCUGGUGCAUGUCUUACGUGCCGUUUCCAUAAAACCCUGGCCAGGUUGGUGUUUCUCUUACAUGGUAACAUGAAGGGCAAGCGUCCAGCGCUUGCACAUGUGCAGUUGCUUAUCUACACUACAGUCAGAUUUCAGCGAUCCAGUCAGGAGUGGCACGCUCAGCCCACGAGUCUCGAUUACCAGAUGGAGCCUGAAGGCUCUGAACUUGUUCAGCUUGUGUUAACAGACACCCACCUCUGUCUCUUACAUGAGGAUGCCGUUUACCACCCACCUCCCCGAUCGGUAGCUGUGGUGGCACGUCAAGCCCAGUUCAGGCUAAUAGACCUGCGGCAGCGCUCCGAUGUACGUUGUGUGCUGGUCAGAGAUGGAUACGGUAGCACGUGUCUCGAAGUUGUUUUGGUCCGUGAGUGGCGGAGAUCAGGUGGUACAGGGGGUCACCCUCAACCUCCAGAGGCCUGCGGUGCUGAUGAGGCAGCUGCCCUGUCACCCUGCACCUCAGAUUCAUCUCCCCGGAAUGAGGUGUGGAAAUUAACUUUCAGCACCUCCGCCGAGGCCACCUUCCUGAUUAAUAACUUGUCAAACGUUUGAUCAAGGGCCUUCCAACAAAAUAAUUAACAGCUCAGCGAGGAGAAUUCGACAGCAGCCUGCGAAAAGGGCUGAGUGCACCAAAAACAUGACAUCAGGAUUGAAGGAAUGAAGGAGUUUUUAAUUGUUUUUUUGUUUGCGUUUCAGUUUGUGACUCUAUUUGUACCAAUUUAUUUUAAGACAGGAAUACGUGAUGUUUAAAUUUGAUUAUAAAUACAUGCAUCAUAAAAAUUUAUGCAUUUCCUAUGAUUUUAUUUUGUAAAGCGACCAUGUUAAUAUUAGUAAUUGUAGUUAACUGGCAAAUAAUAUAGGGGAAAAAAAUAUAUAUAAAAAAAGUGCAUAAAGACAAUAAAUGAAAAGCACUUGGGUUUACUUUUUGAGUUCAUUCCAUUUGUUUUCUGUUAUUUCAAGAAUAGUAUGACAUGUUUAUUCUAAUAUGUCACCAAUAUGUUGUCAUGUUGCAUUUUUUUUGUGUAUGUUGAUAUGUAUGGUAUAUUUAUAAAUCUAUUCUAUUUUGUUAAUUUUCACAUGCGUUUUCACUUAUCAUUCCUUUCAUAUCUGCUCAUAGCUUUGCCAUGCAAAAUAUGCAUGUUGAAUUUUGGCAGCAGCCGGCAGUUAUUUGUAUGCAUAUCUUGAGCUCAUCAUAUUGUGGAAGAUACUGGGGUCAAGGUGAUGCUUUCUGCUGGGUCACUAAGGUUCCCAUUGCUAGCUAAUAUGCUGCAUGACCCCUUCUGUUUCAGACCCUGCUGUGUAAAAUAUUAGUUAUGGUUUACAUGUACUUCCUCUUUUGCCAGUCAUGUUCCCUGCUGUAGACGUCAGGCCACUAAGAGGGAGAAAUUGGAAAACAUCUUCCUGCCUUUUCUAAAGAGAAUACUGCUAUACUGAUGUGGGAAAUUACGGGAGUUUGUUCAGUGCAAUCAGCUAGUGCUUUUCAAUGACAGAAUGUCAGCGAGAAGGGACACUGUUCCUUUUAAUACAAGUUGAAAGUACAUCAUGUACCUUUUUAGAAAUCAGUGCUUUUCACCUUGUGUAGGUUUGAAAUACAGUGUGAGAGAAAUGCUGCCAGAAAUACAGCCAGACAUUCCCCCAAAAGUGAUCUUAUUCAGCCUCUUAUAGCUAACGAUAGAAUCUCAUCCCUUUCAUCAUGCU